AUGCGCAACCGCCCGGGAAUUGAAGCCGCUCAUAUGCGUUUCAUGCGUGCGCCGACGCCGCCCGCUUCCGUGAAGCCUCGGCCUGUCCUCCCACCGCAUGUGAAUGUGAUCGCCUCCGUCCUCCUCCAAUCCUCCACCUCUAUCUCUAUCUCUGCUGCUCCCUCUCCGAGCGGCAACCCGUGCCGUGCCACGGCGGCGGGAUUGAAUGGGCUCGCCGACGCCGACGCCGCCGCCGCCACCGACGCCAUCAUCACGGGCCAGCUGUUACUCCCUGCGCCUCCACCGGAGGCGGGCGGUGGCGGGUUUAAGAAGAAGGCCACACCGGGGCAAGAUGAAGCUCAUGUACUUUCUGAUGGACGGCGAGGGGGAGGAGCAGCGGUGCCGGGCGGAGGAGCUCCGGCUGGAGGUGUCGGAGCUGGAGGCCGUGCUGGCCAAGGAGGAGCGCCUCAGCCGGGUCCUCCGCUGCUCGCUCCAGGCCGGCCGCCUGGACGCCGCCGCCUGCCGCUGCUGCCUCUCCGCCAACCUCGUCCCAUCCAAGAUCAGGGGGCUCCUCGCGGAGCUGGCGAUCGUGGAGGACGAGAUAUUCUACCUCGAGAAGAAGGUCGACGACCUGCGGACGCGCCUCCUCCGGGAGCGCAACUGGACCCACCACUGCAUUCUUCAGCAGCAGCAGCAGCAGCGGCAGCGGCAGCAGGACUGGCCGCCGGGCCGGCACUGCAUUGGCCGGAGGGAGCUUCAUUGCGGCGAGCAGCUCCCCAGGCUGCCUGGUCCAGGCGGCGGCGGCGGUGGCGAUGGAGGAGGUCUCGAGCGUGAGAGCAAGGCCUCUGCUGGGCCUGCCUCUUCGCAAGGCGAGGAGACUGAUCAGAGCAGAAGAAGCAGCCACUCCUUUGAAAAUCUCAGACCCCCUGAAAGGAAAAUCUGCUCGAGCAGUCCAAGCAAGCUGUCGGAGGAGCUCAUCAAGCUGACGGUGACCAUCUUCCACAAGCUGAGCAGGACGACGAAUCAUGCAGACUCGGAGCUGGAGCUGAGCAGCGCGCCGAAGCUCAACAUCACGUCCUGCAUUGGCUCCUCCAGAAGCCUCGCCCCCAAGCUGUCGUCGUCGUCGUCGAGCGACCGUGCGGCGCCGUCGCCCAUCCGCUCUUCCAAGAGCCGUGCGGCAGCGCCCCCGGAGUGCGGCAGCGACGAAGGGGAGCCGGCCGGCCGGUGCGAGAGGUUCGUCGAGUUCACCCGGAGCUCGUUCGACGCGAGCCGCGUGUCGCUGUGCCUCGCUGACAUCAAGAACUUGAGAGUGCUGAUGAACAAGCUGUGCACCGUGGAUCCGAGCUUCCUGACCAACAAGCAGAAGCUGGCCUUCUGGCUCAACAUCUACAACUUCUGCGUGAUGCAUGCAUUUCUUCAGCACGGUCUGCCUCCAUCGCCGGACAAGCUCCUGGCCCUGCUGAAUCAGGCUUCAGUGAACGUGGGAGGAAGGGUGCUGAGCGUCCUGUCGAUCGAGCGUCUGUUCCUCAGGCACCCCCCUGCUGAGGGCAACAGGCAGGGGACGAUGAUGGAGGAAGUAGGGGAGAGUGACAUGCAGCUCUGCUACGGGCUAGGGUACCCUGAACCCAACGUCGUCUUCGCGCUCUGCAGGGGCAGCCGCUCCUCGCCACCGUGCAGGUCCGGGUGUAUACGGCGGAGGAGGUGUCGAGCGAGCUGGAGGCGGCCAAGGUGGAGUACCUGGAGCGGUGCGUCCGCGUGGCCGGAGCGAGGAGGAAGAAGGCGAAGUCGAAGGCCGCGGCGGGGGCGGCGACGAUCGUGCUGCCGAAGCUGCUGCACUGGCACAUGCGGUGCUUCGCCGACGACGUGGAGUCGCUGCUGGAGUGGGUCCACAGCCAGCUCCCGCGGGCCACCAGGGCGCCCGAGCUCAAGAGGGCCAUCAGGGAACUCCUCCACCGCGGCAGGCCUCCGGCGCCGGAGAAGAUGGUGGAGAUCGAGCCUUACGACGCCGACUUCAGAUACCUACUGCCCCUCGUCUCGUGAAUGCAUAUACUGCCGUGCCGAGUAUAUAGUACUACGUAGUACGGAUUAGGCUGCAUAUAUAUGGUGUCGUGCUGUCACUGAGUACGUACGUGUUGCUGCAUAUAGUUAAACUUAUUUUUGUGUAGUUAUUAUAUGUCAUUAUGUGUAUAUGUACUUGUGGUAGAUGCAUGAAGAGAUCAGAUGAAAAUAAAUGGACGUUGCUAGUAA
Messenger RNA from Aegilops tauschii subsp. strangulata, 2226 nucleotides. RefSeq lists its product as uncharacterized. Lineage: Eukaryota; Viridiplantae; Streptophyta; Magnoliopsida; Poales; Poaceae. The record is from RefSeq and is a predicted model, not a curated record.